GCGGCGGCGGCGGCGUCUGGCCCCAGCUCCUCCUCCUCCUCCUCCAUCGCCUCGCUCCCUCCAUCUGCCGUGGUUAUGGCCCGUCGCUGGAGCACAAAAGAGUCUCCGCGCUGGAGGUCGGCGUUGCUCGCGCUUUUCCUCGCGGAGGUGUACGGAACUGGUGCUCUUGCAGAACAUUCUGAAAAUGUGCAUAUUUCAGGAGUGUCAACUGCUUGUGGAGAGACUCCAGAACAAAUUCGAGCACCGAGUGGAAUAAUCACAAGUCCAGGCUGGCCUUCCGAAUAUCCUGCCAAAACCAACUGUAGCUGGCUCAUAAGGGCAAACCCAGGGGAAAUCAUUACUAUAAGUUUUCAGGAUUUUGAUAUUCAAGGGUCCAGAAGAUGCAAUUUGGACUGGUUGACAAUAGAAACGUACAAGAACAUUGAAAGUUACAGAGUCUGUGGUUCCACAAUUCCUCCUCCAUAUAUUUCUUCACAAGACCACAUUUGGAUUCGGUUCCAUUCAGAUGACAGCAUCUCCAGAAAGGGAUUCCGACUGUCAUAUUUUUCAGGGAAAUCCGAGGAGCCAAACUGUGCUUGUGAUCAGUUUCGCUGUGGGAACGGAAAGUGUAUACCAGAGGCCUGGAAGUGUAAUAACAUGGAUGAGUGUGGAGAUGGUUCCGAUGAAGAGAUCUGUGCCAAAGAAGCUAAUCCUCCCACAGCUGCUUCUUUUCAACCCUGCGCCUACAACCAGUUCCAGUGUCUGUCUCGUUUCACCAAGGUUUACACUUGUCUCCCAGAGUCAUUGAAAUGUGAUGGGAACAUUGACUGCCUUGACCUAGGAGAUGAGAUAGACUGUGAUGUGCCGACUUGUGGGCAAUGGUUAAAAUAUUUUUAUGGUACUUUUAAUUCUCCUAAUUAUCCAGACUUCUAUCCUCCUGGGAGCAAUUGCACCUGGCUGAUAGACACUGGUGAUCACCGUAAAGUUAUUUUACGUUUCACUGACUUUAAACUUGAUGGCACUGGCUAUGGUGAUUAUGUCAAAGUUUAUGAUGGAUUAGAGGAGAACCCUCACAAGCUUUUGCGUGUAUUGACUGCUUUCGAUUCCCAUGCCCCUCUUACAGUGGUUUCUUCUUCUGGGCAGAUAAGAGUACAUUUUUGUGCUGAUAAAGUGAAUGCUGCAAGAGGGUUUAAUGCCACCUACCAAGUAGAUGGCUUCUGUUUGCCGUGGGAAAUACCUUGUGGAGGUAACUGGGGGUGCUACACUGAGCAGCAGCGAUGUGAUGGGUAUUGGCAUUGCCCAAAUGGAAGGGAUGAAAUCAACUGUACUAUGUGCCAAAAGGAAGAAUUUCCAUGUUCCCGAAAUGGUGUCUGUUACCCUCGCUCUGACCGUUGCAACUACCAAAAUCAUUGUCCAAAUGGCUCAGAUGAAAAAAACUGCUUCUUUUGCCAGCCAGGAAAUUUUCAUUGUAAAAAUAACCGCUGUGUGUUUGAAAGCUGGGUGUGUGAUUCUCAGGAUGACUGUGGUGAUGGCAGCGAUGAAGAGAAUUGCCCAGUUAUUGUGCCUACCAGAGUCAUAACUGCAGCCGUCAUCGGAAGCCUUAUCUGUGGCCUGUUACUAGUCAUUGCAUUAGGAUGCACUUGUAAGCUGUAUUCUUUGAGAAUGUUUGAACGAAGGUCAUUUGAGACCCAGUUGUCUAGAGUGGAAGCAGAACUGCUGCGAAGAGAAGCUCCUCCCUCUUAUGGACAGUUGAUUGCUCAGGGUUUAAUUCCACCAGUGGAAGAUUUUCCUGUUUGCUCACCUAACCAGGCUUCUGUUUUGGAAAAUCUGAGGCUAGCUGUUCGAUCUCAGUUGGGAUUUACUUCCAUCAGGCUCCCUAUGGCAGGCAGAUCCAGCAACAUCUGGAAUCGUAUUUUUAAUUUUGCACGAUCACGUCAUUCGGGAUCCCUGGCCCUGGUCUCGGCCGACGGGGACGAGGGUGUCCCGGGUCAGAGCAGCAGCAGGGAAGCCGAGAGAAGUCAUGGUCACCGAAGCUUGUUCCCGGUCGAGUCGGACGACACAGACACGGAGCACGAGAGGAGAGAGGCAGGGGGAGCAUCCGGUGGUGUUGCCGCUCCCCUGCCCCAGAAAGUCCCUCCUUCCACUGCGGUGGAAGCCCCGGUGGGAGCAGGGGGGAGCUCGGCGACGCCGGGCAGCCGAGGAGGUCCCGCGGAGCCCGGGAGGGAUGUGACAGGUGUGGAGCCCCCAAGCGCCAGCCCGGCGCGCCACCAGCUCACCAGCGCGCUAAGUCGCGUGACGCAGGGCCUGCGCUGGGUGCGCUUUACACUAAGUCGGUCCAGUCCCGCCAGCCAGAACCAGAGCCCUUUGAGACAGCUUGAUAAUGGGGUCAGUGGACGAGAAGAGGAUGACGAUGUUGAAAUGCUAAUUCCAGUUUCAGACGGAGCCUCAGACAGCGAUGCCAACGACUGCUCCAGACCUCUUCUUGAUCUUGCCCCAGAUCAAGGACAAGCGCCCAGACAGCCUCAGAGCGCAACAAGCCCUGGAGGCCGACCCAGUCCUCGAGAUGGCCCCUGUGAGCGCUGCGGCAUCGUCCACACGGCCCAGAUACCCGACCCUUGCCUAGAAGUGACCCUGAAGAAUGAGACGAGUGAUGAUGAGGCUUUGUUACUUUGUUAGGUACUGUCACCCGCCACACGAGGGAGAUUGUAUACAAGUUGGAGCAAUACCCAUUCAUUGUUUUGUAACUUUACAAUUAAACUAUUAGUUUUAGUUUCAAAAGAAAAGAUGCAGGGUGAUUUCUUAUUAUUAUAUGUUAGCCUGCAUGGAUAAAUAAAACAAUUUGUAACUCUAUGAACUUAGAGUUUACUAUGUUAGCAGCUAAAACUGCAUUAUGUAUUCAUAUUGUUCAGUAAUGUUCUUCCAUUUGUUUUUAUGUUUUUCUUUUUUAUCCUGGUACUGUAGUUCAUAGUAGAGAGAUAUGGCUGCUUAAAUUCAUUUGACUGUCAUUUUAUCUAUCCUAUGUUAAAAGGUUUGUUUGUACAAAAUAAUAUCUUCUUUUAAUUGAAUCUUUCAUGCCUUUGCCAACAUGUAACUUAUUACACUAGAUGUUAACGUUGUUAAUGUACAAAAAAAGAGAACAAACUCUUAUACUCACCUCCUUAUUUUGCAUAACAUUAUUACUGGAUCUCAUCAUAUUAUGAACUUGUCAAAGGAAAAAAAAUCUUCCUUAAAUUUCCUCUUAUGUUAACAUACAAUGUUGUAAAAUUUAGGUAGCGUUAGAUAAUUAAUGUCAAAAAGGAAACUUUUAUAGAUUUUCUAAUGCUGACUUUAAUACUCUAAUAUGGUACAAACCAAAUGGUAAAAAUCCCAAGUCAUUUCUGUUUUCAUCUCUAUUUAGGGACAGAAUUAAGUGGAUGAAGAUACUCUACUAUGCAUUAAAUCUUGAACUUUAUAAAAUAUGUACAAAAAUUGUACAUGAUAAGCUCCACCUGGUAAUGUCUUUCCCUAAUGCAGGGUUUCGCUUGUAUUGGGCCCUAGGGAUUUGCACUAAAAUCACAUCAAGGUCUCAGAUGAGUUGAGUGCACAGGCACUAUCACUUUAAAUGCUAUUAUUUGCUACCACAGUGACUAUAUAUUUCCAUAGCUUUUUGGGGGUGGGGGACCAUUUUUAUUACAACUUGAAAUUGCUUUGCUAAUUUCAUAUUUAUUUGUUUAUUUGUAUUUAAAAACUGCAUUAUUGUAAGAGUGAUCUUUUUCAGUAUAUUUUAUUCAUGGGGGGAGAUCAUUGCUAUACUCUUGAAAAAAAAGCAAAUUAAGAAUCCAUUCAGAUUGCCCUCCUUUUUAAGUAGAGUGAAUUACAAAACCCAAUUUAUUUUUUUUACUGUCAACUCCUGUUUAUUUAUUCUUUAGCUGUCUGUUUUAGUAGCUUAAUGAUUGAGUAUGGAAAAUGUAUUUGUGUGUGAUUAUUGCUAUUUAUUAAAUUUUAAAUACUUUGCUGAAUGUCAUUUAAAGCAUGUUUGAGGUCUUGUGUAUUUGUCCUGUUAUGCUGUCAGGAAGCACUGACUAAAAUGUUUUAAUAUGUAUCAAAAUUAAAAUAAUUUUUUAUUGUCUUGA
Molecule: messenger RNA, 4091 nt
Organism: Jaculus jaculus (lesser Egyptian jerboa)
Lineage: Eukaryota; Metazoa; Chordata; Mammalia; Rodentia; Dipodidae
Gene: Lrp12
Product: LDL receptor related protein 12
Exons: 7
Coding region: 76-2655 (859 amino acids)
Biological process (GO): cilium assembly
Cellular component (GO): cilium; microtubule
Molecular function (GO): microtubule binding
Source: RefSeq, a predicted model, not a curated record